GGGGCAUUUCUCAUUUGUGCCUCUGCCUGGUAGACAUGAGUGGCUUUUACUUGGAGGCCUCACCUGAGGAGAGAGAUUCCAGAAUGAGACAGAAGAGGGUUGGCUCAGGGGCUCAUGUGCGGCUCAGCACAGAGUGAGAAAUUGAGGUACGGGGACGAGCCAAUGCAAAUACCUCGUGGAGUUGGACCGUGAUAGCCAUCCUGUCUCCUCAGAGGGUCUUAAGCACCAAAGAGCUGGUGGUAGAAACCACUGCCCAAAACACCCUUGACCUCACGUAAAACACCGCGCCCACAGACCCCCACACAACAUCGAGUCAGUUGACCACUGUUUCUCAGCCCCGCUCUGCUGACAUUACCUGUGGACUUUGCCCUGUGCCCAGUGUCUUCGCCAGGCCCGUGCCAGCUGGUAAUCCAGGGAGCGCUGUCUCACCCCCCGUGAUUUCUAGAACAAGCUUUGGUCAGAGCACAGUUUUGACGUGAGCGGGGCUCCUGCUGCCUGGUACUCCUGUAAUUUCCUUAAAUCUCAUUCGUCUCCAUCUGGAACGCGAGAGUGAGCAUAUCGCUGUGGGUUAUUGCAAGACCUGGACCGCAGUGUCCACAGCAUGGUACACGCCAGACACGCUGCACCGUUGCGGUGUGGACUGACCUUUGGGAGUGCUUUUACAAAGCCGCAGGCCCUAAUCGUAAGUGGCUGCUCGAGGACUAAAUCCUCUGCUGCACGUGACACGCCCUGGUUUUGCUGCCCAGGCCGCCACCGGCCUUGCCCUCCCUCCCCGAGCACCCACCUCUUGGAGUGAAUUCCUGGGUCGUCAGGGCUGCUGUGUGCCCUCUGCGCGGGCACACGCUCCCAGCUGGCAGUCCGGACCCUGAUGGUGCCAUGAGACUGUGUUACCUCUGUGCAUAAAGGAAGAAGGAGCCUGCUUUUCAAGCUUAAUAAAGAAGCAUCAUAACUGCUUACGCCCUUCGGAAAACAGAGACGUGAAUAGAGAUGUUAUCGCCAUGGCAACCAAUCACUGAGGGAGGCGGCCGCUCGGCGCCGUGGCCUUCGAGGGGUUAUGGGUACACGUGCUGGCGAAACAGCCAUCACCGGAGUCGCCGGGAGCACGUCCACCGCUUCCACGGCCACAUGCGGUCCUGGAGCGCGGGAGGGCCCAGUUUCCCCGGGUCUCGCCGGCCCGGGAGGGAGGGUGGGCUCCUGGGGUGCAAUCACCAGGCUGUUCCCUCAAGCCACUGUGGUUUUGGAGUCGGACACUUAGAAGCAGCUUGCCCUGAGACAGCGGGCCUGGGGGGCUUGGAGCCCACGCUGCAGCCUCGCGUCGAGGUGCGCACACCCCUGCCAGAGUGACCGCCAGCCCGUGUCCCCGAGACCGCCCGCGGCCAGCAGGGUAGCCGCCCGUGCCUUGCCUGGCGGGACAGUUUGCUUUCUGUGCGCUUGUAAAGCUCCUGUCGUGACCCGAGAAGGGGCUCGGAGGACGGCCUCGGAGGCAGAGUUGGGAGUGGGGACAGCGUGGCCCGAGGGGGUGGCUGGUGCUUCCCUAGCACUCCCGCGCACCCCGCAUCGCUCGCUUAGCGUAGUCUGGCAGCAACUGCAUCUUCAAAGAAACGCCCUCUGCGAGAUUCCCGCAGACUUCUUCCAGUCGCUGCCAAACCUCGCGUGGCUGGACUUCCGCUGCAACAGCAUCAGAGCUCUUCCUUCUGGGAUCGGGUCUCACAAGCAUUUGAAAACUUUGCUUUUAGAAAGAAAUCCUAUCAAAAUGUUACCUGUGGAGCUGGGAACUUUACUGUCACAUCGGUUUCCACGCGGCACCCGGUGCUCCUCCCAACAGGUGCCCUCCUCACUGCCCAUCCCCCACCCAGGACCCUCCUUUUGAACCGUCUCUAAGUUGAAUCCUCCCGAUGAGCUGUCCCGGCGACUUGCAGUUUGGGCUCAGCACUGCGGUCUUGGGGUGGAUCUGCAGGGACACGUAUGAGGGCGGCGCCUUCACUUUGAUUCACUCUCCUUGCUGUGAAUGACGAGGAGGAGGAAGCAGAAGACGAUGUUCUCCUUUCCGCACCUGUUUCGUCUCGUCUCGUCUCAUACUUCUGCUCUUUACUGUCUUUGUUUCUUUAGGUUUAACUUGCUGUUCUUUCUCUAACCUGUUGAGUUGGAGGCUUAGAUCACUGGUUUUCAACCUUUCUUUUCCAACCUAUGCUGUGACAACUGUGAUUUCCCCCAAGUGCUGCCGUGGCUGCUCCCACGAGCCCCAAAACGCGGCAUCUCCGGGUGGUUUCCGACGUGAACCUUGUCAGGUGUUUACUGGCCAUUCAGGACGGACUAGUGCGGCCGCGGCCACCUUCUUCUGUCUACUCUUUGCGUGACGUGUUUUUCCACUCUCUUGCUUCGAACCUCUCCGUUGCACGCAGCCUCUCCGUUGCACGGCUGGUAGGCAGUACGUAGCGGGGUCUGGCCCUUCCGUCCAGUCAGACUGUCUCUGCCUUUUAAUGGAAGCGGUUAGACGGGUUAAUUUAAUAUAAUCAUUGACGUGAACGGACUGAGGGCCGUCGCUUUACUCUUUGCUGUUUGUCCCAAUGCUUUUUUUCUGUUCCGAUAUCUGCAUGUUGACCGGGUGUCACUUAGACGUCUCUUCUAACUUCUAUAUUGACUUUUUAGUUAUUCUUCUUAACAUGCCUUUACCGUCUCACGGUUGCUGUCGGGGUUACGCCGCGCAUGCUUCGAGCCAGCGCUGUCCUGUGUCACCGCCUGAUGUCACCGCCUGGUAGCCCUACCGGCCUGCUCUCUCCGGUCCUCCUUGUGCUCAGCCCGUCCUGCAGAUGAGCUCUCCCUAUGUUGUAAACCUGCAACACAGACUGACAGUUUCGGCUUUCAGCAGUCACGUAUUUUUAGAGAAACUAAGAGAAAAAAGGAACGUGACCACACUGAGAGCCUUGAACCUGAGACACUGCCCCCUGGAGUUCCCCGCCCCCCUCGUCGUGCAGAAGGGACUGGGUGCCAUCCUGGCCUUCCUGCAGGCCUGCGCCAUGCAGCGACCUCCUCCCCGAGGGUCAGCUUCUCCAGAGCGUGUGGCCGACAAAGACGCUGUUAAUUCUCAGGAUCGAAGGAGGAGGUUAAAAGAAAAGGCAGACUUUCUCCCUCCUGUUGAAAAGCUAGACCUGACUGAGCUGGGCAAGUCCACUGCCUCCCCAGAAGACUGGCCGGGCGAGGAGGAAAUCAGGCGCUUUUGGAGGCUGAGGCAGGAGAUUGUCGAGAAGGAGCGGGAAAAAGUGCUUGCAAAGCAGCUCUUACCGGCAGAGUUACCUGCAAACCUCAAGGCGGCUCUGAACACGAAGGAGAAAGAACAUUCCGGCUCCAGACACGCUCUCAGCGCGUGCCGUCCGCAGGGGAGUGUUCACCGCGGGGUCUGUGACGGUAGAAGGAAGAUGUCCUCCCUCGGGAGCGUCCUGCCGGCCCUGGCGCCACGGCAGCGAGCGGGGCUUCCCGCCAGGAGAGCGGAGGACAGCGGGGCCUUGGCCCCCAGGGAGCAGCGCGUAAGAGACGAAGGAGCGCCGCGGGAGUGGCGGGAGCGAGCCCGGACCCGGAGGACAGCGGAGGCGGCCCUGGGCAAGCCCCUGCCUCCCCAGAGGAGUCUGGUACAAGGACGCCAGCGGGAGGGGUCUCAUCCCGUCCGGGGGCCACGGUGCCCGCUGCAGAGGUGGAGCCUGCGGCCCGCUGACAGACCUAUUUCCUCUCAUACACUUACAGUGUUCCUUUACCGUGAGAGCCACAUCAGAGCCACAGCAACUCGGGAGGAAGCGGCGCCUCCCGCCUCCUCUCGCCGUGUGGCCUCCCCGGGCGGGCUGCCCUCCGCUCCCUGCCCGGCACGCACGCCUGCCUGCGUCAUAGGCGACGUGCUACGUCCUCCCAUCCCGUCUUCUCUGUCACCACUCGCAUUUUUGCAAACACGUAAGCAUCCAAGAUUCGUGUGCCGUCGCUUCAGGAACAGGGCGACUUGCACACUCACACCUUCUCGAGGAAGCCGUCCGAGCUCGAUCACAGCAGCGCAGUGGAAACAACCGGCAUGCCAGGAGAUGGGUGGCUACCUGCGAGACCCCAUGGGGCCGGGGGUGACGGGCGCGUCUUAUUACCGUAGGGAGCGCUGGGAGCCGGCCUCAGCUGAUGCUGACGGGUGACUCAGGGUGGGGCCUCGCCACGCGGCUGGUCCCCAGAAAGACCGCCUGAGCGCGGCCUGCAGCUUUCAGCCCCAUCCCAACGGCCCCGCAGGUGCGGGAGGGUGGCGCCCAGAGAGGAUGUGCAGCUCCUCACGCUUCCCCACGCCUGUCCCGUGCGCCCCCACCCUUUCCUGUGAGCCCCCUGCCUGUCCCGUGCACCCCCCGCCUGUCCUGUGUGCCCCCUCACCUGUCCCAUGUGCCCCCCCGCCUGUCCCAUGCGGCCCCCCUUCCUGUCCCGCGAGGCCCCCCCACCGCCUGUCCCGGGUGCUCCUCCGCCUGUUCCAUGUGCCCCCACCGCCUGUCUCAUGCGGCCCCCGCCUGUCCCGUGAACCCCCCCCCCGCCUGUCCCAUGUGGGCCCCUCCCCCCACCUGUCCCAUGUGGCCCCAUGAAUCUUCCAUGAGCCCCCCCCCCCGCCCCCGUCUCAUCGCGUGUGGCCCCGCGAAUCGUCCGUGUGGCAGUUCCUGCAGCUGCUCCCAGGCUGCAGCCUCCGCUGUGCCCUGAGCUCUGUGAGCUGCUCUAGCGCGUGACUGACCCUGAGGGGCUGUGGGAGGCCUGGCUGGGAGCCGGUCAGCUGGCGGUGAGGGGCAGCUUGGACUCAGGGCGGCCAUGAGGACGUGAGGAGACCCGGUGGUGUCGGCUGCAGGUGGAGGAGAAUUGCCACCCUUGUGGGAAACCCCCCAGCCAUUGACCUUGGGACAGGGUCCUUCCAGGGGCGAACACCCUGCCCAAGGGGCUCGGCGGGAAGCCACGCUGUGCCGGAGGCUGGGAGGGGACGGCAGCCAUCCACGCCACAUCCUGCUUCUUCCUCUGUUGCAGAGGAUGCCCUCGCCUCCCUGAGGCCUACGAGGUGCGUAAAACAUUUCUGGGACUUUCUGAACAUGCAGGAAGGAUGUUGUGAGGCUGGGUGUCCCCGCGGAGUCAGGUCUCGGUCUUCUGCAGAUGCUUCACCCUCACCACCCCCCACCCCGACCCCCCAGCCGAGCGUAUGAAAGCAAACCCACACGGCGUCCUUGACCUACAGCCAGUUAACGUGCCGUCGAAGGAUCAGGACUCUUAGCGGGACCGUGAUGUAGGACUGCCGGAAAACAAUUAGGAAACCAGUGCUUACAGCCCCACGGCCGCCGUGCCCAGCACUCCUGUGCGCGGCCAGACCAGGCUCGGCUUGUCCCCUGCCUCCCGGAGCGCCAGCUCCUGGCCCAGGGCCUGUGCCCCAUUGUCACCCAGGCCCCCUGGAAACGCCACUCUGCAAGUGCCCAGCCGUCCCUUCCCGGCCGGCCCCUGGCUUCCCAGCUCUGCUGCGGAGGGGUGCUAGGCUCUGCCGCGGGGUCGGGGCAUCCCAGCCCUCCCCUCUCCCGCCCACGCACCCCUUCCCACCCGCUCUUGCAAAGCUUGACUACUCCCCUGGCCUCUGCCGUUCAGUCAGCAGGUGACCACGAGGAGAAAAGAGAGGCCACCAGGCGGGCAUGCACAGGCUCUGCCGUCUCCUCCCCUGGGCCUCUGCCAGUGCCCCCUCUGUGGCCCCAGUUCUGUUGCUCCCGGCCUCCCAGCGCUUUGCUGUGGCGCACGGACCCCUUCCCUCGGCUGGUCCCGGCACCAUUGCCCAGGCCCACCCGUGGUGCUGCCCCGCUCCUGGACGGCAGGUGCCCUGUUUCCCCUGCAGCUCCUCUCCUCGCGAGCAUCCUCCCUGACCCCAUGAGAAGCUGCUUGUGUCCUGCCACCUUCCUCGGGUCAGGCGUCCCCAAGGCUGGCUCUGUCCCCAGGAGCCGGGCCUCAUCAUCUCUGGGUCUCUCCAGCAGAUGGUCACAAGCAGUCCUUUGACACUGUGUCCUCACAGCUCACGGGCACCAGCCUCCGUGUCUGUGUCUCCUGACCGCCCUCCUCACCCUGUUGUACCUCGCCCCCAGUGCCCUCCGGAGCCUCCUUGUCAUCCUACCUAGACCCUCCUCUUUGCCACAGGGCCUUUGCACAGGCAUCUCCUCCCCUUGCCCGCUGGGCCCCCACUCUUCCGUGGGUCCUCAAAGCGUGUGUGGCCACUCUGGAAGGUUCCCCUUGCUCCUAGACCUGCACAGGCUCCUGGGGUCCCAGCCCCCUGCUGGCCAGGAAUGUGCCGGUGCCAUCCUCCCCCCAACCAGGCUUCCAACUCGGCCAGGCUCUGGCUUCUCGGGCCGGACACACGGGAUCCGUGGUCGCUUGUGCCAGGUGUCGCCUGUUGCCGUCUCCCCGGCUCCCCCUCAGCCCGCCCUGCAGGAUGCUGAUCGGGGCGGGCCCGGCAGGGGGCUCCCAGUGGCGGGCUCAGGGCUGCCGGGGUGGGGUGGGGGGUGCCCGAGUCAGGCUGGACUCUUCCUGUGUCCGGGCCCUGAGUGUACGCGGCCCCACAGCAGCGCUCCUGUCCCGUUGGCGCCCGGGUCCGGGGUGCACCCGCCCCCUGCCGGCUGCAGGGACCCUCUCCCCGCCUCUCCCCACAUGGCACGAGCGGGUUGUCAAGACCAGGAGACCGCUGAGCCUGCUGGGGCUGCCGGCUCCCGGCCCCGUUGGCGGAGCUGUAUUUAAGCGCCACUAACAGUGGAGGCUGGCGACUGGCGCUGCGUGGAAGCCUUCCUUCUGUCAGAUGGGGGUGAAAUCCACACGUCACGUAAAACGUGUGAACUGUUUUCAGGUGUCCAGUUGAGGAGCACCCAGCACGCUCACCCCACGCACAGCCACCCCCCCCCCCCGCUCUGUCCCCAGGACUCUCCGGUCCCCCCAAAAGGAAGGCCUGUCCCCAUCAGACACCAGGUCCCCGUCCCCUCCCCUGCCCCCUCGGUCUGUCUGCCCUCUGUGAACAUGACGGCUCCGGGGACCUUGAGAGGGUGGGGUCACACCGGGCCUGUCCUUUUGCGUCCGGCUUCUGUCACCGGGCAUCGCGACCUCGGGGCUCCUCCGCGCGUGGCAGGCAUCUCCCUCCCGCGAGGCCGUGUGGACGGACCGCUGCGUUUACCCGCUCAUCCACAGUGGACACUCGGGUCCCUUCCACCCGCGGGCUCCUGUGAAUCUGCUGCCGUGGACACGGGGGUGCCUGUCUGAGACCCCGCUUUCAGUUUGGGGGGGCGCCCAGAAGGGGAAUCGCUGGAGCUAGCUUCUGUUUGUACACGGUUUACUCUAGUGGGCAAUGUGACGUCCACAACACUCUGCAAGAAGAGGAAGGUUAUCCUGUUCUGUAUAAUCUGUGAACCACACGGACAUACUGUGCAUAGUCGCUGUUGUAUUUUGUAGCAUAGAAACUUAAAAAUAUUUGUAUGAUCUGGAGUGGCAAAAAGCCUCACAAAUCAAAUAGGAAAUACAGAAUUUUUGGAACUACA
Messenger RNA from Felis catus (domestic cat), 7544 nucleotides. RefSeq names its product leucine rich repeat containing 27 (gene LRRC27). The transcript is spliced from 10 exons. The coding region runs from base 2811 to 4166 and encodes 451 amino acids. Gene Ontology annotation, molecular function: protein binding. The record is from RefSeq and is a predicted model, not a curated record. Lineage: Eukaryota; Metazoa; Chordata; Mammalia; Carnivora; Felidae.